Mytilus trossulus (common blue mussel) is the source of this 1713-nucleotide messenger RNA. RefSeq names its product acetylcholinesterase-like. Gene Ontology annotation, biological process: acetylcholine catabolic process; choline metabolic process. The transcript has 4 exons. The record is from RefSeq and is a predicted model, not a curated record. Gene Ontology annotation, cellular component: plasma membrane. Lineage: Eukaryota; Metazoa; Mollusca; Bivalvia; Mytilida; Mytilidae. Gene Ontology annotation, molecular function: acetylcholinesterase activity. Bases 1 to 1713 code for a protein of 570 amino acids.
AUGAACAACCUUGAUGACGUCCGUAAUAUAUGUCUCAGACUUGUCCCUCAAGCAUUGAUCUUUUUCAAGGUUGAAGAGCGUCCCGCUUAUAUGAGUAAACAACGUUUAAAAUACCACCAGGACUUUGUCAUUGAAAUACAGAUCAUAACCGAUUGCACAUCAGUAAAAACAAAAAUAAAAACGAAGUUAGGAAGGAUUGAAGGUUAUACUCAGAUUGUUCUUGGUAAAAAGAUUGAUACACAUUUAGGAAUACCAUAUGCCGAACUUCCAGUCGGAAAUUUAAGGUUUAGAGAACCUGUUCCAAAGAGGCCAUGGAAAGGAACAAGACUCACUCAGAAGUUUGCCAAAUCGUGUACACAGCCUGUUUUCUUUACCUCUAAUAUUCCAGCAGCCAACCAAGGUGAAGACUGUUUAUACCUAAAUGCAUGGAUCCCCCAAGGAGGAUGUAAACGCAAACACACAAUGAUAUGGAUUGAAGGAGGAGGAUUCGUUAUUGCCGAUGGGACUCGUAGUAAUCCAAAGGUGAUUGCUGCUUUUACAGAUACUAUUGUGUUUACAAUUAAUUACCGAGUUGGACCAUUAGGUUUUCUAUAUUUUGACCACAAAGAUGCUCCUGGUAAUAUGGGACUGCUUGAUCAAUCACUAGCAAUUAAAUGGAUACAUGAUAACGUGAGAAGAUUUGGAGGAAGCAAACAUAAAAUUACUUUAUUUGGAAACAGUGCUGGUGGUGCUAGUGUGAAUUAUCACAUGCUAUCCGAGUUUACACGCCCAUAUUUUCAAAAAGCAAUCAUACAAAGUGGAGAAGCUGAUUCGAAGAAGUUUUUUCAUCCCCCUUCUGAAGCACUUAAUACUGCCAAUGCCUUUGCUACACAGCUUGGUUGUAACAAGGCCUCAGUAGAGGAAAAGAUUAAAUGUCUACGAUCAUUACCAGCACCAUCAUUGACGGAAUUACAGGCUCCUUCUAUGCCAGUCCCUCCGUUGUUUUUUAGAGUUCAUUUGCCUACAACUGAUAAAACUGGAUUCAUUUGUAAAUCACCAACAGAGCUCAUGAAACAGCCUCUUCCCAAGCAUAUACCAGUUUUGUUAGGGGUUGUAAAGGAUGAGAUAUCGUUCUUCCUUGAGUUAAUAGACGUCAAUGGUGGAAAUAUAACGAGGGAAAACUACUUCAGAUUUAUUUCAUUUUACGUCGUUGCAGACCAUGCAACUAUAAAUAACAUUGGUCAAUUUUAUCUUCGACCAACCCAACCAGAAGCACCGGAGUCCUACCUAGACGUCUCAAUAGACAUAGGUUCAGAUAUCAAUUUCAAAUGUGGUGUGAUAGAACUUGCACAGACUCUCACCUCAGUUAACCCUGGUAAUCCAGUCUACAUGUAUUCCUUCGACUACAGGGCGUCAUUUUCAUCUAUACCGCCAUGGUUCGGAGUUCCACACACAUCUGAAAAUGACUUUAUCUUUGGUAUGCCUUUGAUAGACAGCGGCAACUACUCCGACACAGACAGAAUUGUCAGUAAAAGAAUCAUGAACUACUGGACAACAUUUGCUAAAACAGGAAAUCCAAAUUUCUGCCAAGACACUUGUGAUGAUUGGAAUCGAUAUGAUUGCCGAGACAGGAAAUACCUGAUUAUUGACAGUGAUUGUCCUAAAUAUGGCAGAGGACUGAGGGAGACACAGUGUGCUUUCUUAAAGAAAGUAUUGGCGCCCAAGCCUGAUUGA